AGGGAAAUCUGAUCAGGUUUCCCAACCUUCGCCUGAGAGUUCAAGAGGGAGAAAGAAAGAAAGAGAGCGACGCUCCCCCCCCCCUCCGGUUCCUCCCUCCCAUUGGCGCCCAACUGGUUGCAAAUCUUGCUGGGAGAAACAGCAGCCAGGAGCGGGGCUCCCUUUACCUGGUGGCCGCCGGCUGGUUUCCAGGGGGGCACGGUAGGACCCCUCCCCUGCGCGCGCGCGGAGGAGGGAGAAAGCGAGGAGCGUCGGAUCCAGACCUGCCCCGGCUUCCUUAAGAGGAGGGAGGACUGAGCUGGUGACCCACGCGAACCCGGCAGAUCUUUUGGAGCGGGGCUGGAGUGAAUCUUUGCGCAACAACCUCUUGCCCUCCCGGCCUCUUUCCAGGUCUUCGCCCUGGCCUAAUUAAGCGCCUGGAACUUCAUUCGCGGCGCCUGUGCUUGGGCGGGGAAGGCAGGCGCAGAGAUCGUAGCACUGCCUGAUCCACGCCGGGGCCGGCCGCCGUCAUCUCUACGGUAUGGAAGGUGCUCCCUGGAUAUUCCGCCGGCGCCUCGCUGGAACGGACCGAGCCGCUUCCUCCUUCCGCGGCCGGCUCUUUGCGAGGGAUGCGAGGAAGAGCCCCGAGCUGUUGAAACACUGACGCCAGGAAACUUGACACGCGCGCGCGCACAGAGAGACGCGCGCGCGCGCCCUCACUCACGCUCUUUCUCCCUGUGCGUGUGUGUAUGUGUGUGUGGCGAAGGCAUUGGAGGCGCCCAGAGGAACAUGUGUUGUACAUUUCUGCCUGCUUGUUUUGGUGCACUCAGUUCUUCCUUCGCGAGACUCAUCGACUUGGGCGGCGAUUGCAAGAGAGCCAUGCCCAGGGGAUGCGUUCGCCUUGGCUUGGCACGCGGAGGCAGCGCAAGGCAGAGCGAGCGCGGCUCCUCCCAGGCGGGGGCUUCCGACCCCCGAAAACUUCGGGACGGGGGCCGCCGGCGCGCUCCCCCGCCCCCCCGUCGGAGCAUGGCCCCCCUGGGGGAGGGAAGGGGCUUCCGCGCCGGGCCCUCCCCGGGCGGCGCCGGCGAGGAACUACUGGUCCGGAGCGUGGGGAACGGAGCCCUUGCUCGGCCGAGGGAGAGGUGGCGAGAUCGAGCGGAGAUAAAGUUAAACUUCUGCUUCUUUUCCUGCCGGGCACGGUGGGCGUUGCUCUUGCUCCAGCUUCACGCGUUGCAAGCUCUGGCACAAGAUGACGUAGCACCCUAUUUCAAGACGGAACCAGGUUUGCCCCAGACCCAUCUCGAAGGGAACCGUCUUGUGCUCACAUGCUUGGCGGAAGGAAGCUGGCCUUUGGAAUUUAAGUGGCUGCAUAAUGGCAGAGAAACCACUGCCUUCUCCAGUGAAUACAAGUAUGUUAUCCCAUCUUUGCAAAGAUCUGAUGCUGGUUUUUAUCAGUGUGUUGUGAGGAACAGAAUGGGGGCACUCUUGCAAAGAAAAUCAGAAGUUCAAGUGGCAUACAUGGGCAAUUUCCAGGAUGCGGACCAGAGGAAAACAGUGUCUCAAGGGCAAGCCACAGUUCUAAACUUCCCACACAUCCCAUGCUCUCCCAGACCGCAAGUGACUUGGUUUAGAGAUGGGCACAAGAUUAUACCAAGCAGCAGAAUAACAAUCACUCUAGAGAAUCAGUUGGUCAUCCUUGCAACAUCAGCAGAAGAUGCUGGGUGCUACUAUGUCCAGGCAGUCAAUGAGAAAAAUGGAGAGAACAAGACGAGCCCGUCUGUUUACCUGAAUGUGACAAGUGCUGACACUUUGUCCCCAACUGUGGCUCCUGUCAUCAUAAUUCCGCCACGCAAUACGAGUGUGGUAGCUGGGAGUAACGAAGCCAUCCUAGAAUGUGUGGCCAAUGGCAGGCCUGCUGAGAAGUUAAGCAUAGCCUGGAAGAGGAACGGGAUCAAAAUAACCAGUGGAGUUAGCAGUUUUGGGAGACGUCUUGCUAUUGCCAACCCAACCUCUGCUGACAUUGGAAUGUAUGUCUGUGAGGCACACGUGGGAGACGUCACUGUUGGGCCAGAGAGAGCAACAGCUUUCCUGUCUAUCCUGGAGCCACCAUAUUUUACUCCUGAACCAGAAAGCCGGAUUUUGGCUGAAGUGGAGAAGACUGUCCAUAUUCUGUGUCAGGCAAUAGGGGUCCCACUUCCCACUCUGCUCUGGUACAAGGAUGCUGUGCCUAUCCACAAACUGCAGAAUCCUCGUUACAAAGUUUUGCUCAAUGGGAGUCUUCAGAUCCAGGGAUUGCAGCCUGACGAUUCUGGAAUCUUUCAGUGCUUUGCAAGGAAUGACGCUGGGGAGAUGCAGAGCCGUACCUUCCUGGGUGUCACGAAUAUUGCACCAACCUUUUCCCGGCUGCCAGUGGAUACCACCGUUACUGAAGGAAUGACUGCAGUUUUACGAUGUGAGGUUUCAGGAGCACCAAAGCCUGCCAUUGCAUGGAAAAGAGGGAACCAGAUGUUGGCCAGUGGCUCCAUUCAGAUUCCCAGGUUCCUUCUGCUUGAGUCUGGAGGGCUCCAGAUAACUCCAGUCUUCGCUCAAGAUGCCGGCAACUAUACCUGUUGCGCAGUCAACUCUGAAGGAUUCCUAAAUGCUUCGGCUGCUCUCACCGUAUGGAAUCGCACUUUUAUCGUUCGCCCUCCUGAGGACAGCACUGUUAUUAAGGGGACCACCGCAACACUGCACUGCGAGGCUGCUCACGACCCAAGAAUUUCAAUCAGGUAUGUUUGGAAGAAGGACAACGUUGUCAUAAAUCCAUCUAGCAGCUCCCGAAUCACCAUUGAGAAAGAUGGCGCCCUCAGCAUUAGCCAGACAUGGUCCGGUGACAUUGGAGACUACACAUGUGAAGUCAUGUCACUUGGAGGGAACGAUUCCAGGGUGGCUCGAAUGGAAGUGAUAGAGCUGCCUCACCCUCCUCAGAACCUCCUGGUCACCUUGAACUCGUCCUUCGGCCGCAGCGUGAUCCUCUCCUGGGUGCGUCCCUUUGACGGAAACAGUCCUGUCCUUUACUACAUUGUUGAACUGUCUGAAAACAACUCUCCCUGGAAAGUGCACCUCUCAGACAUUGAUCCAAAGAUGACCAGCAUUACUGUGAGCGGGUUAACACCAGCCCGUACCUACCAAUUUAGAGUGUGUGCUGUUAACCAAGUGGGCAAAGGCCAGUACAGCACAGAAACCAGCAGAUUGAUGUUACCUGAAGAGCCGCCGAGCGCAUCACCUAAAAAUAUUGUGGCUAGUGGGCGGACCAAUCAGUCUAUUAUGGUUCAAUGGCAACCGCCUCCUGAAAGUGAACAUAAUGGAGUUCUCCAUGGGUACAUCCUUCGGUAUCGCCUGGCAGGCCUCCCUGGAGAACAUCAGUACAAAAACAUCACCAGUGCAGAGAUCAAUUACUGCUUGAUAAAGGACCUGAUCAUCUGGACUCAGUAUGAAAUCCAGGUUGCAUCUUACAAUGGAGCAGGCCUGGGAGCCUUCAGCAGGGCAGUCACCGAAUAUACUUUGCAAGGAGUGCCAACUGCACCACCACAGAACGUCCAAGCAGAAGCAGUGAACUCUACCACCAUCCAGUUCUUGUGGAACCCUCCUCCACAGCAGUUCAUCAACGGGAUCAAUCAGGGAUACAAGCUCCUGGCCUGGCCAAUCAAUGCACCAGAAACUGUGACCACCGUCACCAUCACUCCAGACUUUCAUGGAGUGCACAGUGGGUACAUAACCAACCUGAAGAAAUUUACUGCUUACUACACAUCAGUCCUCUGCUUCACCACCCCAGGGGAUGGUCCACAGAGUCCACCACAGCUGCUCAAGACUCAUGAAGACAAGCCAGGACCGGUGGGACACCUGAGCUUCACAGAGAUUCUGGACACUUCACUCAAGGUCAGCUGGCAAGAACCUGUAGAGAAAAAUGGCAUCAUUACCGGCUACCAAAUCUCCUGGGAGGUGUACGGCCGGAAUGAAUCUCGUCUUGCUCGCAGUCUUGCUAACGCAACCCUUGAGUACAAAAUUACAGGCUUGUCAUCUCUCACCACUUACACAAUCGAGGUAGCGGCAGUGACGGCAAAAGGGACUGGCACGGUCACGUCAUCAACCAUUUCAUCUGGAGUUCCCCCAGAGCUUCCUGGUGCACCAUCCAAUUUGGUAAUUUCAAACAUCAGCCCUCGCUCUGCCACACUUCAGUUCCGGCCUGGGUAUGAUGGGAAAACAUCUGUCUCCAAAUGGAUAGUAGAGGGGCAGGUUGGUGUUAUAGGAGAGGAAGAGGAGUGGGUAACUUUGUGCGAGGUGGAGAAAGAAUCAGAUGCUCAGAUGCUGGAGAUCCCAAAUCUCACGCCUUAUACACAUUACAGGUUUAGGAUGAGGCAGGAGAAUGUGGUUGGGCAAAGCCCUCUCAGCCAGCCGUCGCGUGUCAUCCAAACGCUCCAGGCACCCCCAGACACCCCGCCAGGGAGUGUGACUGUGCGCGCUGCCAGUGAGACCAGUUUAUGGGUCCGCUGGGUGCCUCUGCCUGACUCUCAAUACAAUGGGAACCCUGAGUCAGUAGGUUACAGGAUCAAGUAUUGGUGUAUGGAUGCACAGCCUUCUACACUGACAAAGGUAAUCAACGACCGUCUGGAGAGGGAACACACAAUUGAAGAUCUAGAGGAAUGGACAGAAUAUGAACUGCAGAUCCAAGCCUUCAAUGCCAUUGGGGCAGGACCUUGGAGUGAGGUGAUGAGAGGUCGCACACGGGAAUCAGUUCCGUCUGCUCCCCCAGAGAAUGUGUCCGCGGAAGCUGUGAGUUCCACACAGAUUCUCUUGACCUGGGCAGCUGUUCCUGAACCUGAACAGAAUGGGCUCAUUCUUGGCUACAAGAUUUUGUUCAAGCCCAGAGAUGUGGAAAACAAAUUAAGAAGUCAGGUAGUGAGAGGGAACCACACACUUUCCAUCCUUCUGGCUGGCUUACGGAAAUACGUGCUUUAUGAGAUUCAGGUGCUGGGCUUCACACGCAUCGGGGAUGGGGUCCCCAGCAUUCCUCCAGUCAUUGAACGAACCAAGGAUGAUGCCCCAGGCCCUCCAGUGCGGAUGGUGUUUCCCGAGGUGAAGCUGACGUCUGUACGGAUUGUGUGGCAGCCACCGGAAGAACCCAAUGGAAUCAUUCUUGGCUAUCAAAUUGCAUACCGCUUGGCAACCAGCAGCCCCAACAAAUUCACCACAGUGGAAGUUGGCUCCACAGUCAGGCAGUUUGUGGCUACAGACCUCCUCCCCGAAUCAGCGUACAUCUUCCGAGUUUCUGCCAAGACCCGGCAGGGCUGGGGGGAGCCCUUGGAAGCCACGGUCAUCACGACAGAAAAGAGAGAAAGACCAGCCCCUCCCAGCGAAUUGAAAGUUCCCCAGUCUGAAGUGACGUCCCGAAGUUUACAGCUGCACUGGGUUCCUGGGAGUGAUGGGUCUUCUCCGGUACGCUACUUCACAGUGCAAACAAAGGAGCUUCCGGGUGAUGACUGGCAAACCUAUUCUUCCUCCAUCAGCCAUGAAGCUACCUCCUGUGUGAUUGACAGACUGAACCCAUUUACCUCCUACAAGCUGCGUCUGAAAGCAACCAACGAUAUUGGAGACAGCAACUUUGGUGCCGAGACGGAAGCGGUCACAACACUGCAGGACGUUCCAAGCGAACCACCAAAUUCUGUGUCUGUGACCCCCCACACAACAUCCUCGGUCCUUGUGCAAUGGAAGCCACCAAAGGUUGACAGCCUGAAUGGUCUUCUGUUGGGAUAUCGCAUUUAUUACCGGGAGCUGGAAUAUGAAAGCACAGGGCCAGGACUGGAGUCCAAGGUCAUUAAAAACCCUUCUGCUUUGCGAGCAGAGCUUACAGCCGAAAGCAGCUUCAAGACAGUGAACAGCAGUUCUGUAUUAACGACGUAUGAAUUAACACAGCUGACCAAGUACAAGAGAUAUGAAGUUGUGAUGACGGCGUACAAUAUCGUUGGGGAGAGUCCUGCCAGUGCCCCCGUGGAAGUCUUUGUCGGUGAGGCAGCACCAGCAAUGCCCCCCCAGAACAUCCAGAUAACUGCACUCUCUGCAAGCCAUCUAGAAGUCACCUGGGACCCUCCUCCUGUCGACAGCCAGAAUGGGAAUAUACAAGGCUACAAGGUUUACUACUGGCAGGCAGAGAGCCAGAACGACACGGAAAAAGUGAAGGUCCUUUUCCUGCCCGAGACAAGCCUCCGGCUGAAGAACCUGACCAGCUACUCCAGCUACCUGCUCCGUAUCUCUGCUUUCAACGCAGCAGGAGACGGGCCAAAGAGCAGCCCUGGGCAAGGCAGGACCCACCAGGCAGCCCCAAGUGCCCCCAGCUUCUUGGCUUUCUCAGAAAUCACUUGCUCAACACUCAAUGUAUCCUGGGGUGAGCCAGCUGCAGCCAAUGGCAUUCUGCAGGGUUACCGAGUGAUCUACGAGCCUUUGGCCCCAGUACAAGGGGUGAGCAAAGUGGUGACCGUGGACAUCAAAGGGAAUUGGCAGCGCUGGCUGAAAGUCAGAGACCUCACAAAGAGUAUGACCUACUUGUUCCGAGUACAGGCCAAGACCAUCACCUAUGGGCCUGAGCUGAAAGCCAACAUCACAGCUGGGCCAGCAGAGGGCUCUCCAGGUUCCCCUCAGCAUGUGGUGGUUUCAAAAACAGCCUCUGGACUAACUCUGCACUGGACCGAGGGAGUUUCAGGAGACAAACCCACCACUGGCUACAUCAUAGAAACCAGACCUUCAGAUGAAGGAUUGUGGGACCUGUUUGUGAAGGACAUUCCCCGCAGUGCCACCUCCUACACUGUCAGCCUGGGCAAGCUGAAACAAGGGGUGAGCUAUGAAUUCCGGGUGGUGGCUGUGAACGAGUUUGGAUACGGAGAGCCCAGCGCUCCUUCCAUGGCCGUAUCAGCUCGUACAGAAUCUCCUUUCUACGAGGAAUGGUGGUUCCUGCUUGUGAUAGCCCUCUGUAGCCUCAUUCUCAUCCUGCUGGUGGUUUUUGCACUGAUCUUGCAUGGCCAGACUAAGAAAUACCGCAACUGCAACACAGAGCCAGGGCAGGAACUUUGUCUGCGCUCAUUCUGUCGCCGUUUGUCCCCAGGAAAAAGUAUUUCCAAUGUGGAAGAGUCUGUCACUCUGGAUAAUGGGGGGUUUACAGCCCUUGAGCUCAACAGCCGACACCUCAAUGUCAAAAACACUUUCUCCAAGAAGAAUGGGUCAAGAUCUCCUCCUCGCCCAAGCCCCGGCGGAUUGCACUAUUCAGAUGAGGACAUCUGUAGCAAGUAUAAUGGAGCAGUGCUGACAGAAAGCGUCACCCUCAACGAGAAACCCUUGGAUGCCUCAGAAUCAGAAGUGACAGAUUCAGACUAUGAAGAUGAGUUGCCAAAGCACUCUUUUGUCAACCAUUAUAUGAGUGACCCCACAUACUACAACUCGUGGAAAAGGCAGCAAAAGGGCGCGAAACACCCCACACCGUACAGGUAUGAGGAAUGUGUGACGAGCGAGACAGAACCUUACUUCCAGACUGUCAUCACGACACAGAGCUCAGGAGGGGUGUACACCCCGACAGGACAGCCUGCUUCAGGCUCACGGACUCCAGUGACAGGCUUCUCCUCUUUCGUCUGACGCCUGGAGAAACAGCAAUAAGACAAGCUCAGUAGCCUGCCAAGGUUGGGGCAACAACCACCCAACCAGACGGCUGAAUGCGUGAUAGGUGCAGUGAGCUGUGGGUAAAACUUCUCUUAUCAGGGUAGAAUGGAUGUACAUGUGAAUGUCUUUUUUUUUCAAGACAAUCAACUUAUUCAGAUAUGGAGCUAACCUGGUUGAACUUGCUGUUUUUUCCUUCUUAAAGAAACCACAAAUUAUCAAAAACUGACAAUUUUAACCAUUUUGGAAUAUGAUUUAAGGAGAUUUUUAAAAUAAUAAUAAAAAUGCUUUUGUAAUGCUGCUUUUGGAAGCAGCCUGCAAAGUUUCCCCCCCUCUUUUCCUUUCUCAAGCCAAAGGGAUGAAUUCCAUUCUUGUGCAUUAGGGAGCCCCAUGGUGAUGUAAUUUGAAGGUGAAACCAUCCAGUCUCCCAAACACUUCCCCCUUCUCAUGGUUAAUAAGGAAAACAUGAAAGGGUUGGGGAGACUUUAAGAGUGGUUUCUCUGCCCCCCCUCUCCUUUCUGCUUCUGCCUUCAAAGCACCAGCCGAAUCACUUUGUCUCAACGCCGUGUCUCUCCCUGAUGCCUGCAAGGUUCGUUCCUGGUGGUCCUUGAUCAGCUAGCUCUUGUUUUCAUUUCUAUUCUACGCCAGCUGAGCUUGUUGUGUUCCUAAAAAUAUUCCCCUCUCCAGGGUUUCUGUAAGACAAGUCAGCUUUAAAAGCACCUGAAUAGCGUUUGGUCAGCCGUCCAGAUGUUUUGGAUUAUCGCUCUCAUCGCCAUGGGUCAUGCUGGAUGGGGCUGGUGGGGGUUGUGAUUCCAAAAGAUCUGGAGGGCAGCAAGCUGGCGAAGGCUGCGUUAGGAGAUAUAGCUGAGGGGUCAGUUUUGCUCUUGUGGGCCUAGAUCCUUCUUUGUAGAUUGCAUGUGCCAAUGUCCAUUGUACGUCUGCAAGAAAAGAAAACCCAGUGAGAAGAGAGUCUUUUAAAUGAACAUGAAUGUGAACAAGACGUCUGUAGGUUUUAGCAGUGUCUUUCCAUAUAAAGGAAACCACCGCCACCAUCACCCUCUGGGUCCGCCACUGGAUGCUGUUCUGCAGCUUUGUAAAAAGGGGAAAAGUACAUGUUAAAACCAGAUUUAUUUGAUUUUUUUAAAAAAUGUAUAUUUUUAAUGUUUUUUUUUUUUAAAAAAAUACAAAGACACAUCAUACUGUA
Messenger RNA from Rhineura floridana, 8863 nucleotides. RefSeq names its product sidekick cell adhesion molecule 1 (gene SDK1). Bases 769 to 7638 code for a protein of 2289 amino acids. The transcript has 45 exons. Gene Ontology annotation, molecular function: protein binding. The record is from RefSeq and is a predicted model, not a curated record. Lineage: Eukaryota; Metazoa; Chordata; Lepidosauria; Squamata; Rhineuridae.